This is a messenger RNA of Chironomus riparius, 1569 nucleotides long. The record is from the annotation of a GenBank genome assembly. Lineage: Eukaryota; Metazoa; Arthropoda; Insecta; Diptera; Chironomidae.
AUGACUGUUAAACUUCUCUUUACUUUAACAGCUUUUUCAAUUUUUUCGUUGUCGAAUAGUUUGAGAAUUUUUGCUGUUCUCUCUUUUGGCAGUCACUCGCAUUUUACAUUAGGAAACUCAAUUUUGGAGACACUACAUGAAGGAAAUCAUGAGAUAACUGUCGUUACACCUUAUUUGAGGAAGCUUCCAAUGAAGAAUUUUCGUGAAAUUAGUACAGCUGAUACUUUGGAUAAGUUCAAGAAUGAUCAGCUCUUUGAUGGCUUUGACUUUAGAAAAAUGUCGCCAUUCGACAUGAUGAAGUUCAUCUAUUCCAUGGGUGAUGUUACAGUUGAUACAUACCUAAGCCAUCCAAAUGUACAAAAGCUAAUGAGGUCAGGAGAAUCAUUUGAUAUUUGCAUACUUGAAAACUUCAAUACGGAAGCGAUGAUGGGCUUGGUCGAUAAAUUCAACUGCACGCUGAUAACUUAUACAACGUUUGUUGUUGUUACUUGGAUUGACGAUAUGGCUGGGAACAUAUCGCCUGCAUCAUAUGUUCCCCACCCAUUCCUAGACUACACCGACAAAAUGCCAUUUACAGAACGAUUAAUCAACGCGAUGACAUUUAACAUAGAGAAGCUUCUUUAUCAUUUUGAUCACCUUCCAAAGCAGCAGAAGCUCUUCAAAAAAUAUUUUCCAGAUGCUCUUAGAUCCUUGGAUGAGAUAAGAUCUAAUUCUGCAAUUAUAUUCAUGAACAAUCAUGUCAGUGCUUCCUCACCGCGACCAUAUUUGCCUAACAUGAUUGAAGUUGGUGGAAUUCAUGUUCGACCUGCAAAACCACUUCCAAAACAUAUUCAAGAAUAUCUAGAUGCAGCUACUGAUGGUGCUAUCAUAUUUUCUAUGGGAUCAAUCAUCCAAGCAUCCAAAUGGCCAGAACAUAAACGUGAAGCUUUUGUGACAGCCUUUGAAAAAUUAAAAUUAAAAGUUUUAUGGAAGUACGAAAAUGACACGCUGCCUAAUAAGCCUGAUAAUGUGAUGAUCAGUCCAUGGAUACCGCAGAGAGAUGCUUUAGCACAUCCAAAUGUGAAGUUGUUCAUCAGUCAUGGUGGCAAAUUAGGAACAACUGAAGCUUUUUAUGAGGGCGUUCCGGUUUUGGGAAUACCUAUCUAUGGUGAUCAAAUGAUGAACAUAGCGAAAUUCGCAUCUCAUGGCAGCAGCAUUCAAAUUCUCUACGAAGACAUCAACGAAAAAAUCCUAUCCGUUGCACUAAAUGAGAUUCUCAACAAUCCAAAAUAUAUGAAAAAUGCAAAGAAUUUUGCAGCACGCUUUAAAGAUCGUCCACUGACACCUCAGCAGUCGGUAGUUUACUGGACUGAGUUCGCAGCUAGGAACAGAGGUGCUCAAUAUUUAAAGUCUGCAGCUAAUGACAUGAGUUUCCUACAAUUACACCUGAUUGAUGUUUAUUUCGUCAUUUUAUCGGCAAUUGCUGCCGUUUUGCUUCUUGUUUACAAAUGUAUGAAGUUCUUGUUGUUGCCAGUAAAAUCAUCUGUGAAUACGAAAGUAAACAGACGCAAUAGCAAGAAGAGUCAAUAA